AUGUCUGUCUUGCCUAUGGCGCCGCCCGCAAAGAGCCCUUUGGCUCGCUACCGUGUGCUCUCGCCCACUGCCUCGGUGCGCGUGAGCCCGCUCUGCCUGGGAGCCAUGAACUUCGGGAACGCCUGGAAGGACUAUAUGGGAGCCUGCGACCAGAGCCAGACCGAGAAGAUUCUGGACUUUUUCUACGAGCAGGGCGGCAACUUCAUCGACACUGCCAACAACUACCAGUUCGAGGAAUCCGAGCAGUGGAUUGGAGAGUGGAUGAAGAAGCGCGGCCUUCGUGACCAGAUCGUCCUGGCGACCAAGUUCACUACAAAUUUCCGUUCCGGGCAUGACGAGGAAAUCACUGUCAACUUCACUGGGAAUGGCACCAAGAGUCUCCACACGUCGGUCAACGCUAGUUUGCGCAAACUACAAACCGACUAUAUCGACCUUCUAUAUGUCCACUGGUGGGAUUUCAGCACCUCAAUCCCCGAAUUGAUGCAGGCGCUCAAUGCCUUGGUCACCUCUGGUAAGGUAUUGUACCUCGGUGUGUCGGACACACCUGCCUGGGUCGUCUCGAAAGCCAACCAGUACGCUCGGGAUCACGGCUUCCGCCAGUUCUCCGUAUACCAGGGUAGGUGGUCUGCCGCGAGCCGUGACUUCGAGCGCGAGAUCAUCCCCAUGUGCCGCGAAGAAGGUAUGGGUCUGGCCCCCUGGGGCGCGCUCGGCGGCGGCAAGUUCAAGACGGAGGAGCAGCGCAAGAACAGCGGCGGCCGCAAGGUCGAAGCGAGCGAGACCGACAUCAAGGUCAGCAAGGCACUGGAGGCAGUCGCUAAGCGCAAGAACACGAUCAUCACCUCGGUUGCCCAGGCCUACGUGAUGCACAAGACCCCGUACGUGUUCCCUAUUGUCGGCGGAAGGACCAUCGACCAUCUGAAGGGCAACAUCGAGGCCUUGACACUCGAGCUUUCGGAACAGGAUAUUCAGGAGAUUGAGGGCGCCGAGAAGUUCGACAUCGGCUUCCCAGCCAACUUCUUGUGGGGCGAGAAGAUCCCCGAUCAUCCAGGAAAGGUCUGGCUGCUUGGAAUGGGCGGCACUUUCGACUACGUCCAAACGCCCAGGCCCAUCGCGCCCUCGAAGAGGGAGUCUUAG
Messenger RNA from Neoarthrinium moseri, 1134 nucleotides. RefSeq lists its product as uncharacterized. Bases 1 to 1134 code for a protein of 377 amino acids. The record is from RefSeq and is a predicted model, not a curated record. Lineage: Eukaryota; Fungi; Ascomycota; Sordariomycetes; Amphisphaeriales; Apiosporaceae. The transcript has 3 exons.